GGUGCCUCCUGAAGGAGAAAGGAAACUGUGACGCCGAUGACACUAUGGGCGGUAUAAGUUUCCACCGUUUUCCUCGGGACCCCUUGAGGUGAGUUCCUAUAUAUUUUAAGUGCCUACGGCCGAGAACGGAGCUGAGUCACUUGGUUGAGGACGUGCAGUGUUUGCUGAAGUACAAUGCUUAACUCUCCCCCCGAGUUUUAUUGAGAGCGGUGAAGUGAACGUAGUGCAAGUUACAUAAGAUUAAUAGCGUUUCAAUGGCAUCACCUAUUUUCCAGCUUUCAGACUGUAUGGACGCUCCCUGGAUAGGUCAUCCUUCCGCAGUGAGGUACAAGGCGUGGCUGGAGUUUUGCAACCUGGAGGCGGAUACGAGUCUAAUUCCCAUUCGCUCUAAGGUCCUGUGCUCCCAGCACUUCACACCAGUUGCUUAUUUGCGCACAGGAAGGCUUCGGUGGGAUGCAGUUCCUACAUUGAAGCGCACACUGCAUGGCGUUGGAGGAAGUAGUGCCUACACCAAUCAGAGCAGACUUGAAAGCAGUGGGCCUUCAACGGAGGAACGUGUGCAAGCUGUGGUAGCCUACGAUGACGACAGCACAGGAGCAAUACACCUUCACCAGAUGAGUCAUCCUUGCCAUGCUGAAGAGUGUGGUACUGAAGAAAGUCAGCAACAGCGUGAUCUGUCUCAUCAGGACCAUAGCUACGCACAACACGCACCAGCCUUGUCAACACAGAGCACUGUUGUCUCCCCACUAGCUGCAGUUGUCACUCCUCUGCCAGGAACGUCGUCUGGUGUACUGCGUGCAGUCGCGUCACCUCAGCACUUAAAAGGUGGAAGUGGCUGGCAUCCCCCCAAAGAUUGCCCAUCGUCCAGUAGUCCUGCAGCUCCAGCACAGCCAACAAAAGGCAAGCUGGAUAACCUCCGCAAGAAAGUGCACCAGUUGCAAGCCCGCAACAAGAAGCUUCAGCACAAAAUAGCAGAAGCAGAAAACAUUGUCAAUGCUUACAAUGCUUUGACAUUCCUUUAAUACAAAAAUGCUGUUGUAAUCAAAGUAGUAGUCAUGAACAGUGUGUAUGCUCUGAACAAGGUUGUCAUUGCUGGAAGCUGAUAUUAUUUUGGCUGUUUUGCAAGAUAAAGUAUCACAGACUUCUAAACUGAGCUAAUGGACUUGUGCCUUCUAAUUCCUCCAUAGCAUUCAUUACGAAUGCCAAAAACUGGGAGACAUAGCGCCACACAGCAUGCAAGUAUCAUAUAAUGUGGCCCAAAAGUGCAAAUAUGUUCACUUCCACCUUCUUGGUACGAGAGAUAUGUGGAAAGCUCCAGAUGUGCAUGGGGACAGCAAUAGUCGUGGGCCCUAUCGGUGUUUGCUGGAAUUUGUACAUUAUCCUUUUGUGCUUAUUCACUACAUAGACUGUCAUACUGGUUAUUGCACAUUAUUCUGUCGUGGGUGUUUAUACUGGAGUUGUACGGACUACAUAAUACUGUUUAUACUGCAUUAUACUGUUUACAAUGCCAUGGCGAAUUUACCUGUGAUAAAAGAAAGCAAGCCCC
Ornithodoros turicata is the source of this 1546-nucleotide messenger RNA. RefSeq lists its product as uncharacterized. The transcript is spliced from 5 exons. NCBI's taxonomy places the organism in Eukaryota, Metazoa, Arthropoda, Arachnida, Ixodida, Argasidae. The record is from RefSeq and is a predicted model, not a curated record. The coding region runs from base 255 to 1022 and encodes 255 amino acids.